AAUAUUGUAGUCCAGUCAAUUGACCUCAGAUGCCGAAGAAUCCAUUUGCUGUUGUUAGCUAAGCUGCUGAAAGUUGUGUAACAAGUACAAACAAAAGGACACUGCUGCUGGGAGGACUCGCUUAUUUAAGUUGUUUAGAGGGCCUCCCCCUACACGUCAAAUCCCGAAAUCCUAUUUGUGAAUUGUCACUCUGCAAAUAUGUUUUCACUGUCAGCGUCGUUUCAGCCCCAGCAGAUGAUAGUGCCCCUCAGCCAGCUCAUCAAUGCCCUCCAAUCGCUGAAGACCUCAGCCACAGCUUCAAUCCAGACCCUGCAACAAGGCUUCAUUCCAGAGCACAGUUCAUAUCUGAAAGAGCCCAGUGUGAGGGACCUCGGCCUGUCAGAGAUCAGGGGAAGUCAGCUGGAUGAGCUGCUCAGCAGGUUGCUGCCUAUUCCCGCACCAGAAGAACCUCCCAUUGUCCCCUCAGCAUGGAGGUCGAGCCACGUUUCUGCAGACAGCUUCUUUCAAAACAAACAUGGGUUCUCACACAGGACGUUGGGGGUCUUUGGCUGCCCAAUAUUCCACAGACAGCACCACAGUCCUUUAAAAGCAGCUUGCUCAGAGCUACAAUUCUUGCCUGUAUUGGUCCAGAGUCGGGGCUUCAAGACUUUUAGACCAACGACCAGGCGAACAGAGUAUGACGGUCCGGUGGAAUCUGAGCCCUACACACCAGCUUUCAUGAAGGGAUUGCUUCAGCGGGAAAAAGGACCAGAAUCACUGGACGAAGUGCUGAAGCAGAAGAACCUUCCAGAGAACCAGCAGGAAGCUUUCAAGACGGGUUUCAGUGAGGGCUUCAUGAGAUCUCAGGCCUUCACUCAGAGAACACAAGACUCGCUGAGGAGAACCAGGUUGAUCCUUAUUGCCCUGCUUCUUGUUGGGAUUUAUGGCUUGUCGAGAUCCCCGUUUCUCUCGGGUAAAGGCUCCUUUUCUGAUGCUGUGAGGUUCCGCACUACAUCUGGUAUUGACUCUGCACUCGACCCCGUCCAGGUGAAGAAUGUGACAUUUGAGCAUGUCAAAGGAGUGGAGGAGGCCAAGAAUGAAUUACAAGAAGUUGUGGAGUUUCUCAAGAACCCCCAGAAGUUCACCGUUCUGGGUGGAAAGCUGCCUAAAGGGAUCCUCCUUAUUGGUCCUCCAGGCACCGGAAAGACUCUGUUAGCGCGCGCCAUCGCUGGGGAGGCUGAUGUUCCUUUCUACUACGCCUCCGGGUCAGAGUUUGAUGAAAUGUUUGUGGGGGUCGGUGCGAGUCGUAUCAGGAACCUCUUCAAAGAGGCAAAAGCAAAUGCUCCCUGUGUCAUCUUCAUCGAUGAGUUGGACAGCGUUGGAGGAAAGAGGAUCGAGUCUCCGAUGCAUCCUUAUUCUAGACAAACCAUCAACCAGCUGCUGGCUGAAAUGGAUGGGUUCAAACCAAAUGAAGGUGUGAUCGUUGUUGGUGCUACAAACUUUGCAGAAGCUUUGGAUAGCGCUCUGAUAAGGCCAGGAAGAUUUGACAUGCAGGUGACGGUCCCUCGCCCCGAUGUGAAAGGACGCACGGAAAUUCUCAACUGGUACUUCUCCAAGAUCAAAGUGGACCCUGCCGUGGAAGCAGGAAUCAUUGCCAGGGGGACCGUGGGAUUCACCGGGGCCGAGCUGGAGAACCUGGUGAACCAGGCCGCCCUAAAGGCAGCCGUGGACGAGAAAGAGAUGGUCACAAUGACAGAUCUGGAGUUUGCUAAGGACAAGAUCCUCAUGGGCCCUGAGAGGAGGAGUGUUGACAUCGACAAGAAGAAUAAGACCAUCACAGCCUACCAUGAGUCCGGCCAUGCUAUUGUAGCCUAUUACACCAAAGACGCAAUGCCCAUCAAUAAAGCCACCAUCAUGCCCAGAGGCCCAACUCUUGGCCAUGUGUCCAUGCUCCCAGAGGAUGACCGCUGGAGUGAGACCAGAGCCCAGCUGCUGGCUCAGAUGGAUGUGAGCAUGGGGGGCCGAGUAGCAGAGGAGCUGAUCUUCGGAGAUGACAACAUCACUACUGGAGCCUCCAGUGACUUUGAUGGAGCGACCAAAAUAGCCAAAAUGAUGGUGACCAGGUUCGGCAUGAGUGACAAGCUUGGGGUGAUGACCUACAAGGACGUGACCAAGCAGAGCCCCGCGACACAAGCAGCCAUCGAACAGGAAGUCAGGGUUUUACUGCAUGACUCUUACGCACGUGCUAAAUCCCUCCUGAAGACGUACAGUGAGGAGCACAAGAAGCUAGCGGACGCCCUGCUAGCACAUGAGACUCUGGAUGCCAAAGAGAUCAAGAUGUUGCUUGGGGACAAAUCACUAGACCUCCCGAUACCUCAGUAGAUAUUUUAGAAAAUCUUGUAUUAUGUAUAUAUGAAGCUGUGCAAUUGCGCACUGGCCUUUUGGAGGCCUUGUAUUUCAUUUGUUUGAAUCCCUCUUAUUAUAGAUGUGAAGAUGUUUCACCCCUUAUACAUUUUUAUUUUAUCUUCAUUUCUCUUGCUUUUCCUGUAGAGAAGACUUUUGGUUUCACAGCAAUCUUUUUAAGAAAUCACAGUUUAAUUGGAUGAAAUAAAAAUGGGGUCUCCACGUGUUUGUCCACAGGUUUCGUCAAGGGCUUAUUAUCCUCAACUCCCAAGACAAAAGGCAUCAUUUUAUACAAAUUUGGUAACAUUACGAGGUUAUAGAGCAAGUUGACAAAGGUCAUGGUGCGAUGAAUGCUUUCAUGUAUGUCUAUGUCUCAUACACAUUUGUACAGACAAGUCAACACCAUAGAACCUUAAAAGACCUCAAUCUAGAAUGUACCAAGGUACAGUUGAUUCUGCUGUUCAUAAUAGAGUUCAAUCUCUAGAUUAUGUCUUUCAGUCGCAUCUAUUUUGUUUGUUCCUAUUUAUUUAAGUGCCCAAAAGUUGUUCUCUUUCUGAAAUUAGUAAUAUUCCCUUGUGUGAUUCUAAGCUCACGUGUAGCUGAUAUAGGAGGGGAACUGUGUAUAUAUACUGUCAGCGUGUAAAAGGAUUGCCUUUGUGCUUCUGUUUGUUCUUUUAGACAAAGGCUUUCUUGAAGCUCAAAUAAAGGUUACCCUUACUCAUGAAA
Trematomus bernacchii (emerald rockcod) is the source of this 3108-nucleotide messenger RNA. It is a transcript of the gene yme1l1a, whose product is annotated as YME1-like 1a. Gene Ontology annotation, molecular function: metalloendopeptidase activity; ATP binding; ATP hydrolysis activity. The transcript is spliced from 18 exons. Gene Ontology annotation, biological process: protein quality control for misfolded or incompletely synthesized proteins; mitochondrion organization. Gene Ontology annotation, cellular component: mitochondrial inner membrane. Lineage: Eukaryota; Metazoa; Chordata; Actinopteri; Perciformes; Nototheniidae. The record is from RefSeq and is a predicted model, not a curated record. Bases 199 to 2361 code for a protein of 720 amino acids.